GUAACUCGGGAACAGACUGUACAGCAAAGAUCUACAGGUGCCGCUACAGCUCAUGUGUAUUGCGAUCAUUCUAUCUCUUUUGCUCUUUGGGGGUAGUAGAAAAAGCAAUAAUAAGACGACAUAACAAUAAUAAGACAAGCAUAAACAUUGGUAGCGUCUCGUCCUGGUUAACGGGGAACGGUUUGAUUGAAUUACCGAUUUUCGGUGGCGAAAAGCAACGCAAUCGCUUCAAAACAUGAGUGACAUGCAUCGUAAGCUUGACGCGUUGAGCGGUAAAAAUCGAGCACUUCAGAGAGUCCGCAAAUCCGGUAUCCUUUAUCGGGGAGCGGCGCGUUUGCUGUUGGCAGACAGGAUGCCACAAGAAACUGUAAAUGUGGUGCCUGCAUCGGAGCUGCAAGUAUCGUCUUCCUCGCCGCAGUCUUCCAAUGCAGUCCAAAAUCAAAACGAAAGUCCUUCUUCGUCAGAUCUGGAUAUUCUGUUCCAGGAUACACAGGAUUACGAAAUGGAUUUAGGAGACUCCGAUAAUUCUGCGCUUCUAGAUGAGAGCGAUGAAGAGAUGUCUUCCGAUACCGACGAAGACGACGAACCCGAUUUCGCUCGGAUGUCGAACGAGGAUUGUGUGCGUUAUUGGGCACUGGCGGGAAAUGAAUCGAACGCUUCAAUCAAGAUGAUUCUGGGAAUUUUGCGCGCCAAAACAAAUUUUAAUUUACCUACAGACCCAAGAAAGAUCCUACGCACUCAACGACACCCGAUGAGGAUCCACCAGCUCGGAAAUGGAAAACUUUGGUACCACGGAAUACGUCGCUGCUUGACGGUUGAAUUGCGAAAACAUAAAACGUGUCCACAACCUCUUCUGUUCGAUUUAAGCAUUAAUCGUCUUCCUCUGCGCAAUCGGUCAAAAAGGCAGUUUUGGUCUAUUUUACUAAAGAUCGUAGAUCAACCGAACUGGCCGGCGAUGGUUGUUGCCAUCUAUUCGGGCACAGCAACGCCUGUCAGUAGUGAAGCUUUCCUUCGGCCGAUGGUCGAUGAAAUAAAAGAACUAUACGUGGCAAAGCUGGUUAUAGACAGAACAAGAUUUGUAGUGAGCUUACGAGCCAUUAUUGCGGACAUGCCUGCACGAGCGUUUAUAGAAGCUGUAGACAGCCAAGCCGGAACAAGCCCCCUCAUCGACAUACCAAACUUUGACUUGUACAAGGACGUCAUAACGGUCUUUAUCAGGUCGAUACUGGCGUAACUAUAGAAUUGUUCGACAUUUGGUUCAGGGAUGUAGUUGGUAAAGAGGAAGCGUGGAUUUUACCUGCAGAAAUCCUAAACAGACUUGAACAGCAAAAGUUUCCAGUUGAAACCAAACAAAAGCUACGAUCUUUCGAGGAUUUAUCAUUGUGGAAGAGCACUGAUUGGCAGACCUUUCUUCUUUACGCAUCUCCCGUAGUAUUGAAAGGAUUGCUGACGGAAGAGAAAUACAAACAUUUUAUGCUGUAUUUCUGCGCCAUUACAAUACUCUCAUCCAAACAGCAUAAACAUCUGUGGGAAAAGGCGAACCAAAAGCUGAGACAGUUUGUAGGUACCUUUGCCAAAAUCUACGGAACAAAUGCAGUAACAUCCAAUGUGCACAGCCUCACAAAUCUAUACAAACAAGCUGUACGCUUUGGCUGCAUAGGCGAUUACUCUUCGUACUCUUUUGUGCAGAAAUUAGGCUUUUUGAACAAUUAUCUACAAUCGGCAAACUAUCGGGGUUUGGAGCAAGCAGGGCGUAGAAUACAAGAAUUUGAAAGCUUAAAUGUCAACUAUAAACGCCAACCUUUCUCAGAGCCAGUCUGUAGGUGGAAAGGCCAAACGGUUACCUUGCAUGUGCGGCAAGGAUUUAUGCUGCGUAACGAUAACGUUAAUGAUUGGUUAAUCACCCAAGAAAAUGAGGUGUUUAAAUUUGUAUCCGCCAGAAACUGUAAUGGACAAGUGAAGAUAAGAGGCAAAUUGUUUUCACAUAUUUACGAGGUGUUUGACUCAUCUAGUGAAAUUUUGAUUUUUUCUGCUAAAAUGAGCGAACUUUCCAGCGAAGAAUAUGAACUAAAAUGCUCGGAUUUAAAGUGUAAGCUAGUGAAAGUAAUUGAUGAUACUGAAGAGCAAAACUUUGUUUUUUUCCCGUUACUUAGUACUUUAUUAUAAACACUUUUGCAUUAUGUUUCUGUUCUUAAAUCGACGUGUUGAAAUAAAUUUACUGUAACCAAA
Messenger RNA from Anopheles gambiae (African malaria mosquito), 2229 nucleotides. RefSeq lists its product as uncharacterized. Bases 236 to 1234 code for a protein of 332 amino acids. The record is from RefSeq and is a predicted model, not a curated record. Lineage: Eukaryota; Metazoa; Arthropoda; Insecta; Diptera; Culicidae. The transcript has 4 exons.